GUUUUUCCACUCAGCAGGAUGGGUGAUGCUCAGCGCUCCCUCAUUAGACAACAGACACGAGAGGUCAGGAAGAAAGCGCUUAUAAAUUACCGUUUCCUCCUUCGCAGCCCGGUUAGUCCGCCUUGCCGCUCUCCCCGGGACGCAUAGGACAGACCCACGGACGGCUAAGACGCUGGACAGCUACCUGGACAGAGAGGAGCCGCUGCUACAGGAAGAGAAAAUCCAUUCUGGAGAGACUCUUCUUCAUUGCCUCACCCUAUGGAGGAACCAGCACUGCCCAUCCACAUUGAGGAGGGGACAGACGUUCCAACUGAAAACAAAAACAUGGCAACAAAGGAGAAGCUGCAGUGUCUGAAAGAUUUCCACAAGGACAUCCUCAAACCUUCCCCUGGCAAGAGCCCUGGGACACGGCCUGAGGAUGAGGCAGAGGGGAAGCCACCACAACGUGAAAAGUGGGCCAGCAAGAUUGACUUUCUGUUGUCCGUGGCUGGAGGAUUUAUCGGAUUAGGCAACGUCUGGCGAUUUCCGUAUCUCUGCUAUAAAAAUGGCGGAGGUGCUUUUCUCAUACCUUAUUUCAUUUUUCUGUUCGGGGGAGGUCUUCCUGUGUUUUUCCUGGAGGUGGCACUAGGACAAUAUACCUCUGAAGGAGGAAUUACAUGCUGGGAAAAGAUCUGCCCUAUUUUCACCGGAAUAGGUUAUGCUUCCAUCGUGAUUGUGUCGCUUUUGAAUGUGUAUUACAUCGUCAUCCUGGCUUGGGGACUGUACUAUCUAUUCCAGUCUUUUACCAGUGUUCUGCCUUGGUCUCUCUGUCAUCAAACAUGGAAUACAGACAACUGUAUGGAAGACACUCUCAGGCACAACAAAACACUCUGGUUGUCAAUGAAUACCACUAACUUCACUUCUCCUGUCACAGAGUUUUGGGAGCACAACGUACUGAGCUUAUCUCCAGGAAUUGAUGAGCCUGGGGUUGUUAAGUGGGACCUGGCUCUUUGUCUCCUUCUGGUCUGGGUGAUAUGUUUCUUUUGCAUUUGGAAAGGUGUGAAGUCCACCGGGAAAGUUGUGUAUAUAACAGCAACGUUCCCAUUCGUCAUGCUUUUUGUACUGUUAAUCCGUGGUGUCACUUUACCUGGAGCUGCAGAGGGCAUCAAGUUUUAUCUUUACCCUGACAUCUCUCGCCUGUCGGAUCCACAGGUCUGGAUAGACGCUGGGACACAGAUCUUCUUCUCCUAUGCAAUCUGCUUAGGUGCAAUGACCUCCUUGGGGAGCUACAAUAAAUACAAAUACAACUGCUAUAGGGACUGUUUGCUGCUGGGAUGCCUGAACAGUGGUACCAGUUUUGUGUCUGGCUUCGCAAUUUUUUCCGUCCUGGGCUUCAUGGCACAAGAGCAAGGGGUGGACAUUGCUGAUGUGGCAGAGUCAGGUCCAGGCCUGGCCUUUAUUGCCUAUCCGAAAGCUGUGUCCAUGAUGCCACUCCCAACUUUUUGGGCUAUUCUUUUUUUUAUUAUGCUUCUGUUGCUUGGCCUGGAUAGCCAGUUUGUUGAAGUUGAAGGACAGAUCACAUCUUUAGUUGAUCUGUACCCAUCCUUCCUAAGGAAGGGUUACCGACGGGAAAUCUUCAUCGCUAUAAUAUGUUUCCUCAGCUAUCUUCUAGGACUAACUAUGGUGACUGAAGGUGGCAUGUAUGUGUUUCAACUCUUUGACUACUAUGCAGCUAGUGGUGUAUGCCUUUUGUGGGUUGCAUUCUUUGAAUGCAUUGCUGUAGCCUGGGUUUACGGCGCUGACAAUUUUUACGAUGCCAUUGAAGAUAUGAUUGGUUACAGACCUGGGCCCUGGAUGAAAUGGAGCUGGAUUGUAAUCACACCGAUUCUCUGCGUGGGGUGCUUUAUCUUUUCUCUGGUCAAGUAUACACCACUGACCUACAACAAGGUGUACAUAUACCCUGAAUGGUCAAUCGGCCUGGGCUGGAUUCUCGCCCUCUCUUCUAUGAUCUGCAUCCCUUUGGUUAUGGUCAUCCGCAUUCUCCGGUCAGAUGGCUCUCUCAUUGAGGCAAUGAAGGCCGUGGCUGCCCCCCGUGAGAUCACUCGGUGGAACAAAGAAACCGAGAGCGCUGCCCCCUUCUGCCCUCCUGGAAUGGCCAACGGUGAACUGAUCAAGCCAACUCAUAUCAUCGUGGAGACCAUGAUGUGAGCUCUCUCUAUGAGAGGAAGAUGCCUGCUUUAAAACUGCCGUUUACUAACCAUAGAAUCUCUCAUAGGACCAGGUUUACAGAGCUUUAUAUUUGCACUAGGAUUUAUUUUUAUUUCUCACAGAGAAAGUUAUUUUUUGUGUGUUUGGUUUUUAUUUUUUAAUAUUUUGUAAAGUAAAUCACAGCGGAUGCCUCUUGCUCUAUUUAGAGGCAGAGCUUUCAUAUCAAACUAGGCACACUGCAGGAAUUUACGAUUUCUCCCUCUCCCCACACAAUAUAUCUAACUAACUCCUAUUCAUAAUAACACCUCACCACUUUGAGUUGAUUUUCUUGCCAGCAAUAGACACAGGCCGCAAUCCUGUGCACACUUACUUGGAAAUACGCUCCGUCAAACACAGCGAGAAUUGCUUCUGAGUAAAUAUACAUAGGAUUGCAUUGACACAUACAUAUAUAAGUAUAUGCAUAUACAAGUCUCAGAUUUCUUUAGGUGCUGGUGUGGUUGGGAACAGGGUAAAAACUUAGAAAAAGUCAAUCUCUCAUUGGAGAAAUUUGCUUUCCUUUUCUUUAAAAAAAAUCAUGUUAUUUUAAGAAACUUCCUCUGGUUGAAGUGGGGAAAGGGUACAUGCUUUUAUGUUUGCUGUGGUCCAUGUAAGAAUAUAUUUGUGUGUAUAAUUGGAAAAGCUGCAAUAUGGGUUAGGGAUUGGGAGCAGUUUGGAACCAAGGGAACAAUCCAAUCAACCACCAUCUCCGAAUACAGUUCUUGCGUGAACAGUCUGUAAGAGAGAGGCAGAAUCCUGCUUGCUUGCAAGACAUUUUGCCAGAUAGUACCCUCUCAGGGGCAGGGUGAGGGGUACUUCCUCCAUCAAAGGAAUUCUCUCCUAAGUAGAUGCUGCGUUUAAUACAGUAACAUGGAAGAGUUUAUAUGUAGACUUCUGAGAAAGUCAUGAGUUCUGAGUGCAGUUGAGUUGAUCUACUGGUAACACCAUAGAAGGGUUUCUCUGAGAAGCAGGUAUGUGCCCGGCCCUUCUUACAUUACACUGAGGCAUGAGAGUGACUUGACAGAUCACUCAAGUCAUCGAGCAGCCUAAUGUAGGAAGUGGCCCACUUUUUCGUAGGCUGUCCUCAAUAAAUGGACUGUUUUUUUGACUUGAAUUUUCUUAGAGUAUUUAGCUUAAGUCAAAGAAUGCUUAUAAAUGCUGCAUUUUACAAUGAUGCUGCAAAAGUGCUGUGCAAUUCUAAAGUUUGUUUAAAAUCACAAAUUUGCCAAAAUUUAUCGUUAUCAGGACACAAAAAGCAGUGUUGGGCUUGUAUCGUAAAAGUCAGAUAAGUUGCAUAUCAUUCGGUUCAGAGUCAGAAAAUGGCCACUAGAACCAAUGCUGGUGAAGCUUCUGCUGCAGGAAUAUUCCGAACACAUUCAGAUGAGAGAGAAAGAGAGAGAGAGAGGAAGAAAGAAAGAGAGAUGCAGAAUAUAGACUUAGUUCCUGAUCUUCACAGGCGCAAGCAGAGUCAUCAUUUUUUUAUCAUUCUAAGAUGAGGAAGCACAAGGAGAUGAAGUCAGCUACAAAAGCCUUUUCAGUUUGGAUGAGGCAUGAAACACCUGAGCAAGAUUUUCAUUGGUAAACUCAAUGUUAAGAACUUUCCCACUUUAUUCAGAGAUAAGGAUUUGCUUCUGGAAAACACCUCAAAUUUGACCAAGCCCUGUUUUUUUAAUUAUCCUCCACAUUCAGUGUUGGAUAAAGCCACUAGCCCCUUCCAUAUGGGCAUUGAUCUUUGGGGGCUAGCCCCUUUGAAGUUAUUAUUGGCAGUAAAUAUAAUAUGGGCAGGAUUAUAAGCCAGAAAUGGCAGCAAAGCUUUUACCUAUGUGUUUAUAUAGCCAGUUUAGUCUGUCAGUGACAGAUACUGUAGUUUAACCUGGAACCUAGCCAGUAUUUAAAAACAUUCCUAAAUGCAUAAAAAAACACACCUUAAACUACGUGCAACCUAUGCUCUCAUUGGCCACUGCAUAUUGGUUAUGCUUAUGCUUGCUCUAAGUCAUGUUAGUUUUUAUAUAAAAUUGAAAGAACAACUUUAAAUAAAAAAGGACCAAAGCGCAACUAUUUCAAGUGUUUUGUAUAGCUAAUUUUUUUUUUUUUGUAGCUGGAGUCUGUGAUUUGUUUUUGUGAAGGAACUGAGCUUUCAGUAAACACAAGUGGCUAAGGUCAGGGUGCUUUCAUUUUCCUAUCACCAUCCUAUCAUGAGAGCUGUAAAUCAAACACUUCCAGAAUAUAUGAUGACCAAAUGGGAUCAUCAUCAAAUCCUGCCCCUUUGGAAAUGGUUACCUUCUGGUUGAAUAAUGGCCAAUGAAAAGAUUAAUCAGGGAAAUGUAAGAAAGCCAAGGGAAAGCUACUAUUUCCCCUAAAUUCUGUGAGGACUAGAAGGCAUCUCUAGCCCAAAGUCCAUUGCUAACUAAUUUAACUCAGUGAAGCACAGGUCAGACUUUCAGUCAUUCAUAUACUGAAAGGCGAUGAGAAGUUAGGUCAGAGACUGCUUAGCUGUUAAUCCCCUUGACUUUUCCUGGUGCAUAUUGCACAAAAGUUGGUGCAAUAGUUUGAUAAACAAUUCAAGAAACGAGUUCAGGUUUUCAAGAGCAGCUGCUGAGCCAGGUGAAGACACCAACUGAGGGGGACAUAUUGGGGGAGGAUGACUUUCCAGAACAUACCAAAAGGAAUUAGUCCUGCACCGUUAAGAGUUCCAGCUAAGGCAUAACAGUACCCAGCCCAUUUUGAGGUUAAGCUGUGCCAUUUUAAUCAGUUACUUCCAUGCUGAGGUGAAAGAGGUUGUGUUUUUUUUUUUUUAAAAAAAGAUAUGUAACAGAGUGACCUUAAAACAGGGGUGGAUAACUUGUAGAGCGAAACAUCUGGAAGACCACUCCCAUGAUCCCUCACUGUUGGCUAUGUUGGCCAGGGCUUAUGGGAGUUGAAGGCCAAAACAUCCGGAGCACCACAAUUUGUCCAUGCCUGCCUUAAAAGGUACUCUGGCUGGUUAGUUUAACAAAAAAGUAAAGCCUAGAUCACAUUGUCAUUUCACACAACAAGACUCGGUCCAUCAUCCCUAGGUUUUCUCUUGCAAGGAGCACAUGCUCGCAUCACAGAACUUCUGAUUAAUGGAAUGUGGUAAAUCUGAAUGUCGACAGUAGAUUCUGCCAAAUGAAAGGGCAAUGGGUGGGGGUGGGA
Molecule: messenger RNA, 5397 nt
Organism: Elgaria multicarinata webbii
Lineage: Eukaryota; Metazoa; Chordata; Lepidosauria; Squamata; Anguidae
Gene: SLC6A6
Product: solute carrier family 6 member 6
Exons: 16
Coding region: 259-2187 (642 amino acids)
Biological process (GO): sodium ion transmembrane transport; neurotransmitter transport; taurine transmembrane transport
Cellular component (GO): plasma membrane
Molecular function (GO): taurine:sodium symporter activity; gamma-aminobutyric acid:sodium:chloride symporter activity
Source: RefSeq, a predicted model, not a curated record